ACACUCUUUCUGAAUCCGGUUCCGGCGUGCCGACGACACCGACGCCUGUUCCCACAGACAGAUCACAGGGCUUUACCCGAACAGCACUGACUGGUAGCAGCUGAGAGAAGGUGCGGAGCGAGGGUUACUAAACCCGGAGGAUUUCUCACGGCUCGCGGACAAUAAUGCUCUUCUAUAUGUCUCAUAAACGGAUGACAGCCUCCAAACAAACCUACAGUGAAAACUUUCAGCUCUAUAUUUGACGCGGGGUGUUGUUUCUUGAGAUUUUAACCUGGUCCAAGAACAGAAAUGAUGCAGGUGCAAACUCUGGCCUAUACGUUACUGAAAUGACUUGCUCGGCGCUGCUGACGCGGUUCAUUGUGCCAUGCCAACCCCGCAUUGCAUUGUCAGAUGCCAUUUUCCUCUGCGUUAUUAUCCCACUGUCUGGAAUUCCAACAUACUGGGCCUGUUGUUGUGUAAUAAGAAGUUCGUAAAGGCUGAAGCAAACAAAGCUGGUGCAAUGAGAAGCUACGCUCUCCAAGACACUGUGCGCAAUUUGUGCUGAAGCUUAUGGGUCCUGCGUAUGCAAGCUCCCGGCUUCCACUUGGAGAGGUGUGCUGCGGGGCUACAGCGCACCGGCUGUCGGCUUCACAUCUGGACCGCCUGCCUGCUGUCAUCUGCGGCCUGUUCGGACUGUGUACUCCCUAAACUUGUGUGUUGAAGGGGAACGGAUUGAGGUAGCCUCAAAUGGUACCGUGUUAAGGGAGAAGGAGAAACUAUUUGCCUGGGACUUAACGUUAUCGGUGAUCCACUGGAACACCGAAAUCCAAAGCUAGACUGGCUGACUACUCAACGGGAAAAAAAGCGGCUGUCCGGCUAUGGAUUUUGCGUAACAAAGUCACGCAUUUUAAAGGCAACGCUAGGGUGACAUUGCAGUCUUCUCACCAUAUCGGUUAUUUCGUCGUCCGACAUAAAAAAAUAAAAGAGUGAAAGUGGAGUAUUGUCCGUCAUACGUAUCAGCGCAGUGGGAUUUCUACGUCUGGUCGGCGUUCCCCCCCACCCUUCCCGCGGUGACGGUUAUGGGUCGGAAGCGGUGUGUCGGUGCAGAUUGUUCCAAGAUGGCGGCCGGGUGCUGCGGGGUGAAGAAGCAGAAACUGUCGGGAUCACCCGGGUCGGGGGGUCCCGGCGGGGUGGGGGCGGGAAGCGGGGUGGCAGGAACCGGACAUUGUGGCUCGGAGUUGGGGAUUGGCUCCUCCGCGACAGUUGCAGCAGCGGCGAACGUGAGCAGAGCCAACGGCCUGGGGGGACCCGGGGGUAACGUUAGUGGCAGCAGUAGUGGUGGUGGUGGUGGUGGCAGUGGCACAAACGCUCUGUCCCCAGCCCCGGCCGGUUACACUUCAUCCGGCCUCGCCCCGAAUCUUAGCCCGGGACCUGGUUCGGGAAGUGGAGGCAGAAAAAUGGUGGUCUCAGCGGAGAUGUGCUGCUUCUGUUUUGACGUGCUUUAUUGCCAUCUGUACGGAUACCAACCUCCGAGAACACCCAGGUUUACAAAUGAUCCCUACCCGCUGUUUGUCACAUGGAAAAUAGGCAGAGACAAGCGGUUGCGGGGUUGUAUAGGUACAUUUUCUGCCAUGAAUCUGCACUCAGGACUCAGGGAGUACACCCUUACCAGUGCCCUUAAAGACAGCCGCUUCCCCCCUAUGACAAGGGAAGAGCUGCCUCGCCUCUUCUGCUCAGUGUCUCUUCUCACCAACUUUGAAGACGUCGGUGAUUACCUUGACUGGGAGGUGGGUGUUCAUGGUAUUAGGAUAGAGUUUUUCAAUGAAAAAGGAUCAAAGCGCACAGCCACUUACCUACCAGAGGUUGCGAAGGAGCAAGGUUGGGACCACAUUCAAACCAUAGAUUCCUUACUACGAAAGGGAGGUUAUAAAGCUCCCAUCACAAAUGACUUCAGGAAGACCAUUAAGUUAACCAGGUACCGUAGCGAGAAGAUGACUAUGGGUUAUGCAGAGUACAUCGCCCACCGUCAGCACCAUCACUACCAGAACGGCAUCGGGCACCCUCUACCACCCUACAACCAUUAUUCCUGACAGCGAGCCGCAUGACCAAUCAUUGGACCUCUCCGCGGACCUUUUCCCAGGAGAGCCCGCCCCCUCCUGGUCUAGCUAUUUCUACUACUGUACCAUUUUAUGAUGAUAGUUUCCGUUGCCAUGCUGGCUGUCUCCCAGACGUUGACAUGGCAACGGGUGGCAACGAAGCAUCAUUUGAUUACGGCAAGAAAUCCACACAUUUCUUUUUCGUUGCCUGUGGUUAUGUUUUUGCAGCAUACUUACAAGUCUAUCUAUAAUCACCCCUCCCUUUAUUUCUAUUUUUGACAAUUAACAAAUGAUAGAUUUUAUUCAGUAAACCUAAUCAGGUGUUUGAUUCUGUGGAUGGAAGCAAAUCUCUUAGAUUAGUAUUACACUUUUAUUCUUUAGGCUUUGCUUCAGUUUUACUAAGAAAUUCUUUCUUUUCUUUUAGUUUUUGCCUCUUAAUUUAUAUUAAUCACCGGACAUGUUUGCCAUGUAGCAAAGCAACUGCAGUUCUUGAAGGCUUUGCCAUCUCUCUUCUUGAUUCCUCUCAAAAAACAAAAAACAAAAAAAGAUUGACUUGUUGAGGUUGUUUGAGUCUUGUAAACUCUUGUAGUGUUGUAGUUGGGACUAUUUAUUGGGGUCUGUAUACUCCAAAGCAUGGAUGGUAGGAUCGCGUUUAUUGUUUGAGAAGUGUGUAUGUCCGUGUGUGGAUACGGACUUCGAUCUGCCACAAGAUAAAAAUCAGUGGAACGAGAUAGAAAUUGGAUUUUACAUUAAAAAAAAAGAAAAAAAAGACUCUCUCCCCUGAGUAAUUGUAGUGUUUUGUGGUGGAACCUUUAAUCUUUGAACCAUGUUUGAUAGAGCUGACAACCAUGUUCCCUUUUUUGUCGAGUGAAAGUACGUGGGGAGGAAGCCAUUUUGUCUGAGGAUAAUCAUGUUCAUAAAUUGGGAAAUUUGGCUACAAGUGGGUCUGCUUUCCCUGCGGUAGAGCUACCAGGCAUGAAAGUAGGUACGUGAUUGAUGCUUUUGUUACUUAGUCUGUUGGUGUCUGGGUUUAAUGGCAGGGAGUCACUCAACAGGGACAUGCUAUAACUACUUAAAGCCAUAUUCUCUCUUUUAUUCGACACUAUCGGAGGAGUUGUUUGGCUUGAAGUCUAUUGUAUUCAGUGCCACUUAAAGCGCUAAUGCUAGUCUUGUGGGUGAGUGCGGACGUACACCAACCAGCCUCAGACGCGGCUGCGUCACUGAGCCCUCGCCUCAGCAGCGGUUUCAGUCAUUUGUUCGGAAAAGUCCAUGUACUAAUAGUCUGUGUUUUCGCGUCGUGGAAAUCAUUGUCUUGCCUUUUCAGAUUGUAGCUAACCAUUUACUCGUUACUCGUCCAUGAAGUAUGCUCUAUUUAAGAUUAGUUAUUUUCAAUGAAGAUAAGCAACUUAACGCACAAAGGAAGUGAGCUAAUUAACAUGUGUGUGGCAUUUAGAAGUGCAUGUCAUUGUGUAGUUUGCGAUGUGACGCAGCGGGUCGUUUAUUUUAGUCGUUGAAACCGGUCUCCUCUGCUACUCUGGCGUUUACUGAGGUCCGUUGAUCUGUGAGCGUGUGCGUGUCCACGACACGGGAAACAUUUGUGAUUAGUGCUUUUGUUUUGUCAGCUGUUUGGCACCAGGUUUGAGCAAACACAGUUAAUUUAGUUAGUGCAGAUUCUAAAAGCCAGGGCUCUGUGUGUGUACAACCUAAGAAGCCAUUUUCUCAUUCAAAUAGUACUUGUGAUUUAGCGUACACGCGCAUACACACACUUGGCUGGUUUGUACUUACUGUCCAGAAUGUUUUAAGAUCGUCGAGGGUUGUUCAUGUUUAGUUUUGCUAGCUGGAAUUUUUGAGAGGUUAUCGCUACUUGACCAACAUCUUUCUUUUAUAACAGCCUUUACUAACUGGCAGGUUAUUUUUUUUUUUUUUCCUUUUAUGCAAAACGUCAAGGGCUUUUGGCACUCCAUCCACAGUAACCCGAAAUGACCCAGAUUUCAGUUGUGUUGCCUUAAAUUAAUGAUUUAAUAAAUUAUGGACCAGUACAUGAUGAUGCUCUGAGUGUUCCUCUGGCCCAUGGUUUGCUCUUCCGUCAACUCCACCUUCAGACGGUGGCGUGUGAACCCCUCUGCAGCCUCCUGUUCACUCACGUCUCGCCCAGUUACUGGCCCUUUAUUUCACUUUUAAGUAUCCCACAAGGACACUGUGGUGUUACAACACUACAUGUUUAAACCAUGGCAAAGACAGUUUCACGCCUUUUUAGACAAACGAGAAGCUUGCCCGACGACACAUGACACAAACACUACGCUUCACGGGAGAACAGUCAGUCAGUCAUUCAUUUCCUGGUCCACUUAAUACAGCACAACCUGAAUUUUCCUGCUGCAAAACCAAAUUGACCAUGCUGUUUUACAUAUGUCUUUGUAUACACAUGCAAUCUAUUCUGUUGCAUGUAUGUCUGAGUAUGAGACCUAUGGUUUUAUCCAUGAUAUGCUUGAUCUAUGGCUUAGACACUCUUAUUUACCAUUAAGAAAUUUAAAAGACAAAUAUGGUGCUAUCGGACCUCAUAUUGGGGUGGUCACAGCUCGUGACUGGUCAUGCGGACUCAUUAAUCAUAUCAUACUUAAAAGAUGCAGCGUGUAAGAUUUUCUCUUGGGUAUAUUGCUGUGAAAAGGGUCAUGGCGGUCACCGAUACAAACAGUAGCCUCAAAAAUCCAUUCAAGUGCAUUCAUGACAUCCUGUGAAGGUGGGUUUGCUGUCGGACCUGGUUUUUACCCACCCUGCGUGAUUCUGUCUCAUGUGGACUUGGGGUUUAGUUUAGGUCUAAACGUACCCGUAAACAUAAGUGUGUUCGGAAUGUGUUUUCAGAGCAUGUGUGAAUGGACACGUGAAAGACCGCCCCUUCACCAAAUGGCUUCUAACUCCAUUUUCACAAUGAAUCAUGAAUCUUCCACCCCCACACUAUUAACACUCAUUUACAAACGAUUUUUCUAAUAGUUAAAGUGUUUCAUGUUGCAGCAGUGUGAGUAGGCCAUUAACCUUUUUGUUUUUUGUUAUCAAGCUUUCUAUUUUUGUUAAGCCUGUUAAAUGUGAAAAAGGGUUUCCUUACUCCAUAUAACAAACAUUUCCUGACAUUUAAUGGUCCAAACUACACCAGAAAUCCGUUAUCCUAAAAGUUAUUGUUAGUUGCAGCCCUAAAUCGAAUUACUACUUGCGCUGCUGUAACAUGAAAUAAGAUUAACCCAUUAGAAAGAAAAGAAAAUCAAUGUGAAGCCACUGAGAAGUGUCAAAAUCCAGUGAUACUGCAGCAGGUCAAAGGACUUCGUCCACUUAGAAGGUGGUUUCUAAUGUGUGUUAAAAGCAAGUUUGCAUUCACACAUGCUGGAUAAUGUGGGGGAUGUCACAUUUUCCCAAACCACCUCCAAAUGUGGUUUCCGCGAUCUGAUCUGAAGAGACAUUCAGAACACAUUUGAGUACGUUCAAUCGUGUACUUGGCUCUGUCCGCCUGUGAUCAGAAUACACAAGGAGGAGGGUGUUAUUCCCGGGUCCGAUCAUGGUCUUGAACAUUUACGAGCGCAAAAUCGUAGCAGCAACACAUCAAGAGGCUACAGAAUGUACUGCUAAUGGUCGUUGUGACGGUUCAUCUUCGGUAUAUCGAGAGAAAAUCCUACAUGUUUUUCUAUCCUCGAUAUAUGCAGAUCUGUUCAACAGGUGUUUUGUUUUUUUUUCCUACCAGUGCAAGUCAACACCCCUGCAGGUUUGAAAGGACAAGAAGUCACAUGUUUACCUCCCACACCUCCCCCCCGUUUACCCCCCCCACACUGUGGCCCAACCUCAUGGCCUAGUUUGUCAAGGUGUGACGCGUCGUCGUUCUGUAGAUGGCGGCGGUAGUCGCGGUCGUUGCCUCUCCUGGAAGAUCAGAUGCUGCUCUUUGCCCCUGAGCUCAUCUUUACGAUCUUCCUACCAGCUGCUGAAUCAUCAUUUGAAAGGUUUGGGGGUCGUUGAGGCAUUCACAACCUCUCGUAGACCUUUGUUGAAGGUGAAGCAUCUCCUGCAGUAGGACGCAGAGUUAAUGUUUUACGUAGAACACGCAGAAUAUAGUCCUGGUUCUGUACUGAUUAACUGUUAAAAGCAUUGAUACCUCAUGGGAUUGUAUGGAACGAAGUUUCGUAGUUUGUUGUAGCAGAUAGUGUUUUGGUUCCAUACCGGGGUUUAGAGUUCAGCCUCAGCAUUCCUUGUGUGGUCAUUGUCGUGUUUCGUGGAAUGCUCAAGCUCAUGUUACCUUCGUAUGUUGGACUGAACCAAAGAUGCCAGCGGCCAUGCCCAAAUGCUGCUCUUCAGGCCUGGCUUCCUGUCCUUCCAAAUAACACCCCUGCAUUUGACAAAAAUGUUUUGUCUCGUUAUAUUUUUAUCGUUUUUUUUUUUCUGCGAUUUCUCGACUGUCUUGACUUUUUUUUUUUAGCAACUCAAUUUUUCAAUGAAUUUUCAUUGUCAAUCUCUGAAACCGCAUGUGGUGUCAAAGAUGAUUUGAAAUUGGUUGCAAGUUGUUACGUAUUAUGUUUGUUAUUAUUUUAUCAUUAUUAUUAUUAUUAUUGCUCUGAUUUACACAAAUGAAAAUCCCAUGGUGUGCCUCCUAGCUUUAUGGGUUUAUAAAUGUUUUUUUUUCCCUAAAGACCAGCAGUUAUACUUUGUAUAAAAGAUGGAUUUUUCCUUAUUUUUUAUGCCAUUAAAGAUGAAAAAGCCUGUUUUCUUUACUCUGGACCCAGUAGCUGCACUGGUAUACAAUCGCACUGAUAGAUGAAUUUAAAUAAAUAAAAGAAGACUAAAUGAAUCAAUAAUAAUAAUAAUGACAGAAGAAAUAAGAACUACAAUAAACUUGUGUUUGAAACUUUUAUUAAAAAAAACUUUUAAAAAAAGCACAUAAAAAAGAAAACGACUGUUUUUGUACAUCAAAUUAAUUCUUUUCAAAAGAAUAUUUUGGAUCUAGUUUCAAAAUUAUUUUAGUGGUUUUCUAUGUUCUGAAUUUUUGAGACACUGACUUCUAUGACGUGUCACUGUACAAAAUGACUUUCUUCUGUUGCAGUGGCCUGAUGGGCUGGGAGGGUUACCUGGUGUAACUCCUCGUACCAACUUUUAUUUCCGUUCAAUUUUUGGAUCUCUUCUUUUUUUUUUUCCUCUGCUUUAGUAACUUGAAAAAAUGUUGAUGGAAUAAUAUGAACUGGGAAUCUUCAAAUCCAUCCCCUGUAGAGCUUAGACCCUUCCUCUCUUCCUAUUGAAUUGCUGUUAGUGUGACAAGACUUGAAACGGGCAUUUAUCAAGAUAGUAUGAAUCCAAAAAAAUUUAAAAAAAAAAAAAUUGCCCCACACAUACAAACAAAAAGAAAACAAAUAACCAAAAAAAAAAAAAAAUUGCAAAAGAAAAGUGGGGAGGCUUGAAAGAAUAUAUAUAGAUGGGCUAUCUGAGUAUGUAAGCAAUGGAUGUGAAGAUAGUAGUUUUAAACAUUGUUAUUACCUUUUAAAUCAUUUAUUCAAUAAAAAAUACAAAAUCAACUGAAAA
This is a messenger RNA of Solea senegalensis (Senegalese sole), 7622 nucleotides long. RefSeq names its product AMMECR nuclear protein 1 (gene ammecr1). The record is from RefSeq and is a predicted model, not a curated record. The transcript has 6 exons. Bases 1059 to 2069 code for a protein of 336 amino acids. Lineage: Eukaryota; Metazoa; Chordata; Actinopteri; Pleuronectiformes; Soleidae.